Salmo salar (Atlantic salmon) is the source of this 1193-nucleotide messenger RNA. Lineage: Eukaryota; Metazoa; Chordata; Actinopteri; Salmoniformes; Salmonidae. The record is from RefSeq and is a predicted model, not a curated record.
CGUUGAACAGGUUCUUGUUCCAAGGAAUAGAAAGAAUAAGGUAGUUUGAUCACAUCACAAUAGUUUGAUUACAGAACACUAGUACAUUUAUCAGACAUGGCUGCAGUGCCUCAAUAGCACUGAUUCAACCAGGAAUGAAGGUGACUCAACUAGACUGUCUGUGUGUGAUUCUUCUACAUCUCCUACACACAGCAGGCUCUGAGAAGUUUGAGGUUCUUGGUCCAACUGAUCCCAUUGUUGCUGUGGCUGGUGAUGACAUCAUUCUGCCAUGUUACCUCAAACCCAACAUCAGCGCUGAGGACAUGACAGUGGACUGGCUGAACCUGGACUUCAAAGACAGUCGUGUCUAUCGUUACCAAAACCACAGAAUCAUACGAGAUUAUCAGAUUCCCUACUAUAGAGGAAGAACUUCACUGUUUGAAGAGGAGCUGUGGAGGGGAAACACCUCUUUGAAACUGACCAGGGUACAAGGCACUGAUGAGGGACGUUACAAAUGCUUUAUUAAGGCAAAGAGCUGGUAUGAUGAUUUCACUAUUCAAGUCCUCGUUAAAGCUGUAGGAUCCAAGCCAGUGGUGUCCAUUGAGGGACACAGAGAGGGAGGGAUGGGUCUGCUGUGUGAAUCAGAAGGCUGGCACCCUGAGCCUGAGCUGGCGUGGCUGGACAGUAAAGGAGUCCAUCUCUCUGCUGGACCUCCUGAAACACACAGAGACUUCAAGGGAUUCUACAGAGUCAAACAACAUGUCAUUGUCCAGGAGACUGACACCAACCGCUUUACCUGCAGAGUCCAACAGAGCCGGAUCAAUGAGAAGAUGGAGACAGAGGUUCACCUCCCUAGUGAGUUAUUUGAUUACGCAACCCCAUUGAGAAUGGCCUUCAUUGUGUUAUGCUGUCUGGGAGCCGUCACUGUGAUUGGGUUAGCUCUGGCUAUCUACUGCAUAUGCAAUCAGAAAGGUAAUGGAAAGAUGUCACGAAUGUUGAAUUGUUUUUUUCCAGUGCUUUUUUCAACCUCAACACAUUCACAGUGGUUGUAUUCUAAGGAUACAGGAUAAUAUACUACAUGUGCAGGUGACUAAUAUGUUAACACUGAUGACUGAUUUUAACCUGCAGGUGAUUCACAUGUUAACACUGAUGACUGAUUUUAAUCUGCAGGUGAUUCACAUGUUGGCACUGAUGACUGAUUUUAAUCUGCAGGU